GCAACUACUGACGGCAGAUGAAAUCCUCGGAGUGGCAAGAAAUCCUCCCCGGAUCGGCCCAAACGCGGGCUCGCGCAGCCCUCCCUGCGCUUGGGGAGCAGAUCCCAUUUGUGCCGGACCCAACGGCGACAGCCCAUCCGUGCCAAGGACGCUGCCCGCUCGGCUGCCCGGGGUCCUGGCUGGGCGCAAGUGGGCCAAACCUGAGACCUGGGUCAGCCUGGCAGGAAAAUGCUAUUUUGAACUAGGCUCCAGUGUGGACAGGAAAUGACCUCUCCACAAAUCCUGCUGCUUUAAAAGCUCAAAGCCAAGGCCGAGCAGGAGUGUCUCCCCGGUGUCCCUCUUUCCCCUCCCUCCCUCCUUCCCUCCCUCCCUCUCGGGCUGGCUCCCUCCCUCCCUCCCUCCCUCUCCCCGGAGCUGGUGCUCUCUCGCCUCCCUCUCUCCCUCCUCUGUCGUGCGCUCUCUCGCUGGCUCGCUCUCGCUCCCGUCUCCUGCUCUCUCCGCCUCUGCCUCGGCUCCCCCAGCAGUUUGCAGUCAGUGUGUCUCGGCGGCUCCGUGUGUGCGUGUGUGCGCGUGUGUGUGCGCGCAGCUACUUUGUACUGGGAAGAACCCCCAGCCCAUGUGCUCUGCAUGGAUGUUGGUGCUACUCUCUGUAGCUUGAUUUCCUCCAAGCAGCCAAGAUGUCCAGCACACCACAUGACCCCUUCUAUUCUUCUCCUUUCGGCCCAUUUUAUAGGCGGCACACACCGUACAUGGUGCAGCCCGAGUACCGGAUCUAUGAGAUGAACAAGAGGCUGCAGUCUCGCACCGAGGACAGUGACAACCUCUGGUGGGAUGCCUUUGCAACAGAAUUUUUUGAAGACGAUGCUACAUUAACCCUUUCAUUUUGCUUGGAAGAUGGACCAAAGCGAUACACAAUUGGAAGGACCCUGAUCCCCCGCUACUUCAGCACUGUCUUUGAAGGAGGUGUGACAGACCUGUAUUAUAUUCUUAAGCAUUCUAAGGAGUCGUACCACAACUCAUCCAUCACGGUGGACUGUGAUCAGUGCACCAUGGUCACCCAGCACGGGAAGCCCAUGUUUACCAAGGUGUGCACCGAGGGGCGCCUGAUUUUGGAGUUUACUUUUGAUGAUCUCAUGAGGAUAAAAACGUGGCACUUCACCAUUAGGCAAUACAGAGAAUUAGUCCCAAGGAGCAUCCUAGCCAUGCAUGCACAAGACCCUCAGGUGUUGGAGCAGCUGUCCAAAAACAUCACCCGAAUGGGGCUGACUAACUUCACCCUCAACUACCUCAGGUUGUGUGUAAUACUGGAACCAAUGCAAGAACUGAUGUCGAGACAUAAAACUUACAAUCUCAGCCCCCGGGACUGCCUGAAGACCUGCUUGUUCCAGAAGUGGCAGCGCAUGGUGGCCCCGCCAGAACCCACAAGGCAGCCAACCACCAAACGGAGAAAAAGGAAAAACUCCACGAGUAGCACUUCCAACAGUAGCGCUGGGAACAAUGCCAACAGCACCAGCAGCAAGAAAAAAACGCCUGCUGCCAACCUGAGCUUGUCAAGUCAGGACGUGAUGGUGGUAGGAGAGCCGACUCUGAUGGGAGGAGAGUUUGGGGACGAAGACGAGAGGCUCAUCACCAGGUUGGAAAACACCCAGUACGACGCGGCCAACGGCAUGGAUGACGAGGAAGACUUCAACAAUUCCCCGGCCCUGGGGAACAACAGCCCGUGGAGCAGCAAGCCCCCGGCCGCCCCCGAGACCAAAUCGGAAAACCCGACCCCGCAGGCUUCUCAGUAGGCUCCCCUGCCCCUCAUCCAGGCUACGUGCGCCGGUAGCUUUCCGAGCAUCCACUUAUCAGACCGGGCGGGGAGGGGGCGGGGGGACCUUCCACACAGAUAUCUAUUUCUAAACUGCAGCUCUCUGGUUUUCGGUUUUGCUUUUUAAUUGAGAGGAUCGAUUCUGAACUUGCUUCCAUUGUCCAUUUCUUGGAGGCCGUCACCCAUGACACGGAUACUGGCACUGACCUCGAUUCGAAUUAUUGAAAGCGAUCUUUGCCUCCUGGCAAAUCUUUAACAGUGUUUUCGGUUAAAUUUUUUGCUCAUAUCAGAUGAAGGCCAUAUUGUCAAGAAGUCCUCAGUGCUCAGGAGCUCAUUAAUUAUGCUCAACAUAAUGACGGAUGACUUUUUAAUAUUGUAAAAUAUUUUCUGCUUUUUGACUUGCACCUGAAAGUUUCUUGUUUCAGAAAGAAAGGAAAAAAAAAUCAGCUUUUGGGAAGUAACUGAAAUGUAACUUUCGUUCUUUUGUUCCGUCUUCUCUCAUUGGUUAACCCUUGAAAGGAUCCAGCAGUUUUAAUUUCUGUCAUCGCUCAUGCCUUCAUGUCAUUCAUGUCAUGUCAUCACUAGGCCUUCAGUCAUUUAUACGAGUACUGAAACAAGAAAUGUCUUUUUUUUUUCAUCAAAGACAUGAGAAAUAUUUUUAUGUGGAGAAAGACACCCAGUCCUAUGAGAGUUUAUGCUUUGUAAAAUUGCUGUUGAUCCAAAUAUUUUCAAGCCAUGUAAUCCAUUGAUUUUGUGGGCCGUUUAAUAAAAUUGGAAACUUUGGUGUUUUUAUUGUAUCUGAGUUGGCUUUAUUUCCUUUCAUAGUAUAUUUCUUGUAUAAUAUUUUUGUAAAGCCCUCAAAAGUUUGGGGUUCUUUUUUUGUUUGGGUCUUUUUCUUUUUGGGAUCCCAGUGUAUUUAUGUGAAACUUUAUAAGAGAACUAAUUUUUCAUUUACAUAUUAAUAUGUUCAGCUACAUAUGUAAAGACACAGUGAUUCAGUGUGUUAUAAUACAAUGGUAUUUUAUGUAUGCUUUGCCAAUAAGUGUGCCAAUAAUAAACUGUGUUAACAAUAAAAAGAAA
This is a messenger RNA of Antechinus flavipes (yellow-footed antechinus), 2890 nucleotides long. RefSeq names its product LIM domain binding 2 (gene LDB2). Gene Ontology annotation, biological process: positive regulation of transcription by RNA polymerase II; negative regulation of transcription by RNA polymerase II; nervous system development. Gene Ontology annotation, cellular component: transcription regulator complex; nucleus. The coding region runs from base 678 to 1790 and encodes 370 amino acids. Lineage: Eukaryota; Metazoa; Chordata; Mammalia; Dasyuromorphia; Dasyuridae. Gene Ontology annotation, molecular function: LIM domain binding. The record is from RefSeq and is a predicted model, not a curated record. The transcript is spliced from 8 exons.